CUCUAAUUCGAUGGAAAUCUCACGUUAUGAUGAAACCUUGUUGCAGAAGCGAUGCUAAGUCGUCUAAUGGCCAAUGGCAUGGCAUUUAUAAUGGAUCAGGAGAGCUUUCCGUCGCCAGCUACCGAGCAAGCCGUGGUAUACAAAUAACGCUGGUGGCCCAGCGCUUGACCAUUCGACUCUUAACUUUACCCUGAGCUUGCAAUUUGACAAGCUUCUCAACAAUUUGAGCUCUUCCUGUCCAUUUCCACCUUCUACCUCAUCGAACGCGUUUUCACAUAGAACACACGGUCGCCCGUUGGCGUCCACAGACAACAGCAAACAUGGAUUCAAUGAUAACAGCCGCGGCUCCUGCGCCCGAGAAGCUCACUGAAGAUGUCGAAAACCUGAGCUUAUCCCCAUUCGGUGUUGCAAGGUCUUCUGUCAACGAGACACCGCUUACUGACGAAGAACUACGCUUGACGACCGAUUAUUUCAAUGCCUCCAUGUACAUGUGCUUGGCCAUGAUUUAUCUGCGAAGGAAUCCUCUUUUGCGCCAGCCAUUGACACUGGAUCACCUCAAGCGCCGACUGCUAGGUCACUGGGGAUCUGACGCUGGUCAGUCCUUCACCUACAUCCACAUGAACCGCCUCAUCAAGAAAUAUGACCUGGACGCUCUGUUUAUUUCUGGUCCCGGUCAUGGUGCGCCUGCCGUCCUUUCAAAUUCCUACCUUGAGGGUGUUUAUUCUGAAGUUUAUCCUGACAAGAAGGAGGAUGAGGAGGGUUUGAGGAGGUUCUUUAAGUACUUCUCCUUCCCAGGUGGUAUCGGUUCACAUGCUACUCCGGAGACCCCUGGAAGUUUGCACGAGGGAGGAGAGCUUGGGUACUCAAUCUCUCACGCGUUUGGCGCAGUGUUCGAUCACCCCGAUCUGAUUGCGCUCACGAUGGUCGGCGACGGCGAGUCUGAGACCGGUCCCCUAGCUACGAGUUGGCACUCGACCAAGUUCCUGAACCCCAUCACUGAUGGAGCUGUACUGCCUGUGCUGCACUUGAACGGAUACAAAAUCAACAAUCCCACAAUUCUCUCUCGCAUAAGCCACAAGGAGCUCGAACAGCUCUUCCUCGGAUAUGGGUGGACACCCUACUUUGUUGAAGGUAGCGACUUGCCUUCAAUGCAUCAGGCCAUGGCGGGCACGCUGGAGCGUUGUGUCACAAAGAUCAGGGAAUAUCAAAAGGAGGCUCGUGACUCAGGCAAGGCGUUCAGGCCUCGCUGGCCUAUGAUCGUUCUCCGAACACCGAAGGGCUGGACUGGCCCUCGCAAGAUUGGCGACCACUAUUCUGAGGGCUUCUGGCGUGCUCAUCAGGUUCCAAUCACUGAUGUCCUCACCAACCCCGAGAGUCUUAAGAAACUAGAGGAGUGGAUGCGUAGCUACGGGCCUGAAAAGCUCUUUGACAAGGACGGCAAGCUCAUCUCCGAACUCAGAGAGCUAGCUCCCAAGGGCAACAAACGUAUGAGUGCCAACCCUGUUGCCAACGGUGGGCUACUCAAGAAGAAGCUGCAUGUACCAGACUUCCGCAGCUACGCCGUAGAUGUCAAUAAGGGCGGUGUGUCGAGGUUGGGCAGCAUGGCAAACUUUGCGACAUUCCUCCGCGAUGUUGUUGCACAGAACCCUCACGACUUCCGUGUCUUCGGACCCGAUGAGACUCAAUCCAACAAGCUUGACAAGAUUUACGAGGCUGGCAAGAAGGUAUGGCUGGCCGACUACUUUGAAGAAGACGAAGAUGGUGGUAAUCUCGCCUUUGACGGACGUGUUAUGGAGAUGCUCUCUGAACACACAGUCGAGGGUUGGCUCGAGGGCUAUGUUCUUUCAGGAAGACACGGUCUACUCAACAGCUACGAGCCUUUCAUUCACAUUAUUGACAGUAUGGUGAACCAGCACUGCAAGUGGAUCGAGAAGUGUCUCGAGGUUGAGUGGCGAAAGAAGGUCGCUUCGCUCAACAUUCUUCUCACCGCUACUGUAUGGCGACAAGACCACAACGGCUUCACGCACCAGGAUCCUGGUUUCCUUGACGUGGUCGCGAACAAGAGUCCUGAUGUCGUGCGCAUCUACCUGCCCCCGGACGCCAACUGCCUGCUCUCCACUAUGGACCAUUGCCUCCGCAGUGAGAACUACGUCAAUGUCAUUGUUGCAGACAAGCAGGAGCAUCUGCAAUACCUCACUAUGGACCAGGCCAUUGAGCACUGCUCCAAGGGAGUUGGCAUCUGGAGAUGGGCUUCUAAUGACGAAGGCGAAGAACCAGAUAUCGUCAUGGCGUCUUGUGGAGAUGUCUCUACCCACGAGGCUCUUGCGGCUACCGCUCUACUUCGCACUCACCUGCCACAGCUGAAGAUCCGCUUCGUCAACGUCGUCGAUCUCUUCAAGCUAAUCGAUGCAAGCGAGCAUCCUCAUGGUCUGCAAGCACACGAGUGGAAAGCAAUCUUCACAGACAACGUCCCCUGCGUCUUCAACUUCCACUCGUACCCCUGGUUGAUCCAUCGCCUAACGUACGGCCGCAAAGGUCAGCAGAACCUUCUUGUCUGUGGUUAUCGGGAGAAGGGCAACAUCGACACACCACUCGAGCUGGCCAUUCGCAAUGGUACCGAUCGCUACAGUCUGGCAAUUAACGCUAUCGACCGAAUUCCUGGCUUGGGUAACAAGGGUGCGGCUGCUCGUGAGGCAAUGCUCAACGAACAGAUCCGCGCGAAGAACUACUCCUUCCAUGAGGGCGUAGAUCCUAAGGAGAUUGGUGAAUGGGUAUGGCCUUUCUAAGUCUGGAUUCCAGUGUAGAUUUGGUUUAGCCAGUGUGAACUGACAAUAGUGCUAAUGAGAUUGAUGACAUAUCGUGCACAUUCAGUAAACCUUUCAAAGUGGCACGAUUGCCAACUCGCCGUGGCGUGUUUCAGUGCAUGGUGGUUGGUCAUCUCAUACCAGACAUACUACAUGAGGAUGCUACUGACGUCGCUCGUGCUCAUUCACUACAUCUUCCUACCUCAAAGACGCCGAAUAAAUGUAUUGUGAACCCAUCCUCGGUGUAAAAAGUUGCAGCCACGGUCUUAGCAGACAAUGCAACGACAAAAAGAAUGCGUGUUAUCUCCCCCGGAAAGGCUCGAACUUUCAACCUCCUGAUGUGCAAUCAAGCGAGAUGCGGAUAACAGUCAGACGCGCUAGCCAAUUGCGCCACGGAGGAUCAACUUGUACUUUCAAGUUGGUGGUUGCGCCAC
Messenger RNA from Boeremia exigua, 3238 nucleotides. RefSeq names its product XFP N-terminal domain-containing protein. Gene Ontology annotation, molecular function: aldehyde-lyase activity. The coding region runs from base 321 to 2786 and encodes 821 amino acids. The record is from RefSeq and is a predicted model, not a curated record. The transcript is spliced from 3 exons. NCBI's taxonomy places the organism in Eukaryota, Fungi, Ascomycota, Dothideomycetes, Pleosporales, Didymellaceae. Gene Ontology annotation, biological process: carbohydrate metabolic process.